AUGGCCGGCUUCAUGUCCAACUUCUUCCAGUCCGGCCGGGACAAGGCCGCUCAAGAAGUGGCCCGCCCCGCGACGCCUACCAAGAACAACACAAACAACAACUUCCUCAACCCUCUCAACACCCCGCAGGGAAGCCCCAGCAAGAAGACACACCCGCCGGGCGCCCACGACCUGCCUUCGGCUUUUGACAACGCUAUGUCUCUCAACACCAGCGAGCUAGACACGCCCGUUCGUCUGUCGCGGCCCCAGCCCGUCGUCACCCCUCUCUCUCCUGCCAAAACCAAUGCCCAGCCCUUUGACGAGAGCAGCCUUGUUGCCGAUGAUAGUGUCCUGCACAAGGGGCCGAGUCCGGGCAGCCCUCUGCGGAAGCAAGGCCAGGAGAACACACCUCCUGUUCAGCAUAUGACACACGCGGCGCUCUCGCGCCAGCAGCUGUACGAGGGCAAGGAGCGUCCUCUGACACCCGCCAAAAAGUUCAACACAUCCCGCGCCCUGACAGCCGAGGAACGCGAGAUUCUGCAAAGACCUAGCGUCCGCAGACUCGUCAACGUCACUCAACUAUACUUUCUUGACUAUUACUUUGAUCUUCUCACAUAUGUCGGCACCCGACAGAACCGCCUCGCUGCCUUCAACGCCGAGUUCCCCGCACCGCCGGCGACCGAUGAUGCGACCUUCAAUCAGAUGUGGAGCAAAUAUGCCGGCCGCGAACGUGCAAACCUUCGUAAACGUCGUGUCCGUCUGCGUCAUGGCGAUUUCCAGAUCCUCACUCAGGUCGGCCAGGGUGGUUACGGCCAGGUUUUCCUAGCUCAGAAAAAGGACACGCGCGAAGUGUGCGCACUCAAAGUCAUGAGCAAAAAGUUGCUUUUCAAGCUCGAUGAAGUCCGCCACGUCCUCACUGAGCGUGAUAUUCUCACCACCGCAUCCAGCGAGUGGCUUGUGCGACUGCUCUACUCAUUCCAAGACGACAAGAGUAUCUAUCUUGCCAUGGAAUACGUCCCGGGCGGCGAUUUCCGCACCCUGCUUAACAACGCGGGUGUUCUGUCCAACCGCCAUGCCCGAUUUUACAUUGCCGAGAUGUUUUGCUCCAUUGAUGCCCUGCAUCAGCUUGGCUACAUUCACCGAGACUUGAAGCCCGAAAACUUCCUUAUUGAUUCUACUGGCCACGUCAAACUGACUGACUUUGGUCUGGCUGCCGGUGUCCUGGCUCCGUCGCGCAUCGAGUCCAUGCGUGUCAAGCUGGAGGAAGCUUCGGAGACGUCGGUGCCGUUUGGAAAACCCAUCGGACAGCGUACCGUUUCGGAGCGUCGCGAGAGCUACAGAAACAUGCGCGAGAACGAUGUCAAUUAUGCCAAGUCGAUUGUUGGCUCUCCCGACUACAUGGCUCCCGAGGUCCUUAGAGGGGAAGAAUACGACUCAACAGUUGACUACUGGAGUCUGGGAUGCAUGUUGUUUGAGGCCCUUACUGGUUUCCCGCCGUUUUCCGGUGCUACGCCCGAUGAGACGUGGCGCAACCUGAAGGUCUGGAGAGACGUUUUGAAGCGUCCUGUUUGGGAGGAUCCCGCCUAUUUCCUGAGCAACCGCACAUGGAACUUCAUCACCACUUGUAUCAACUCGCGCAUGAGGCGCUUCAACAACAUCAAGGACAUCUACAAUCACCAGUACUUUGCCGAGGUGGACUGGGCGACGCUGAGGCACACGCGCGCGCCGUUUGUGCCUGAGCUGGACUCGGAGACGGACGCCGGCUACUUUGACGACUUUGGCAACGAAGCCGACAUGGCCAAGUACAAGGAGGUGCACGAGAAGCAGAUGGCGCUUGAGACCAUGGCCGACCGCGAGGACGAGAUGAGCAAGAGCCUCUUUGUCGGCUUCACGUUUCGCCACCGCAAGACCGCGCCGGGCGAGGAUGGUGCCGGCGGCGGCAGCCCGCGCAAGAGGAUCCCGGUGGACGACGCCUUUGGCACGAUGCUCUAG
Cordyceps fumosorosea ARSEF 2679 is the source of this 1971-nucleotide messenger RNA. Its product is annotated as serine/threonine-protein kinase cot-1. The transcript has 3 exons. NCBI's taxonomy places the organism in Eukaryota, Fungi, Ascomycota, Sordariomycetes, Hypocreales, Cordycipitaceae. The record is from RefSeq and is a predicted model, not a curated record. Gene Ontology annotation, molecular function: protein serine/threonine kinase activity; ATP binding. Gene Ontology annotation, cellular component: spindle pole body. The coding region runs from base 1 to 1971 and encodes 656 amino acids. Gene Ontology annotation, biological process: intracellular signal transduction; peptidyl-serine phosphorylation.